This is a messenger RNA of Sceloporus undulatus (fence lizard), 3009 nucleotides long. RefSeq names its product PR/SET domain 5 (gene PRDM5). Gene Ontology annotation, molecular function: protein binding; DNA-binding transcription factor activity; RNA polymerase II cis-regulatory region sequence-specific DNA binding. NCBI's taxonomy places the organism in Eukaryota, Metazoa, Chordata, Lepidosauria, Squamata, Phrynosomatidae. Bases 217 to 2127 code for a protein of 636 amino acids. Gene Ontology annotation, biological process: regulation of transcription by RNA polymerase II. Gene Ontology annotation, cellular component: nucleus. The transcript is spliced from 16 exons. The record is from RefSeq and is a predicted model, not a curated record.
GCAGCAGCAGGAGGAGGAGGAGGAGGAGGAGAGGGGGGAGCACGAAGAAGAAGAAGGAGGGAGGCGGCUCCACUUUGACCCAACUGGGGCUGCUUUCUUUCUUUCUUUCUUUCUUUCUUUCUUUCUUUCUUUCUUUCUUUCUUUCUUUCGGGCUUAGCUUCCCCCCAGGAAGAGGGGGAGGCCUAAGCCCCCCUUCCUCCCCCUCCCAGGGCAGGCAUGCUGGGCAUGUACGUCCCGGACAGGUUUGCCCUGAAGUCCUCCCACAUUCAGGACGGCAUGGGGCUCUUUACGGCCCGGCGAGUGAAAAAGGGUGAAAAAUUUGGGCCAUUUGCAGGAGAGAAGAGAAUGCCCCAGGAGCUGGAUGAAGACAUAGACUGCAGGCUGAUGUGGGAGGUACGUGGAAAUAAAGGUGAAGUGCUUUAUGUCCUGGAUGCCAGCAAUCCAAGGCAUUCUAAUUGGUUGCGUUUUGUACAUGAAGCACCAUCUCAGGAGCAGAAGAACUUGGCUGCUAUCCAGGAAGGAGAAAACAUUUUCUAUCUAGCUGUUGAGGAUAUAGAAACAGAUACCGAACUGUUGAUAGGCUACCUUGACAGUGACAUGGAAGAAGUAGAGGAAGAAGAGGAGGAAGUAAUUAUUAACCAAGAAGAAGAUGACAGCAACAAUAAUACUAACAACAGCCAUAAAGACUUACAACAAACUAGUGAAAAAGAUUCUCUUAACUGUAAAGAGGACCAUGCCUGUCCUAACUGUGAAUCCAGUUUUGCCAGCCAGGAAAUCUUAGCUGAACAUCUUCAAACAUUACACCAAAAACCCAGUGAGGAAAAGGAAUUUAAAUGCAGAAACUGUGGGAAAAAAUUCCCAGUUAAGCAAGCUUUGCAGAGGCAUGUUCUGCAGUGCACAGAAAACAUCAAUCCAGGAGACCGUUCAAGGAGUUUUCAGUGUUCUGUUUGCAACACACCCUUCAGCUCAGAAUCGAGCUAUGAGCAACAUAAAGAAGCAUGCCGUGGUGAUGCCAGGUUCGUAUGCAAGGCUGAUAGCUGUGGGAAAAGGUUCAAGAGCAAAGAUGCCUUGAAAAAGCACAAGGAAAAUGUUCAUAGUGGAAACUCUAGGAAAAGGCUCAUGUGCUCAGUGUGUAAUAAGAGGUGUUCUUCAGCAACAAAUCUUCAAGAGCAUCGAAAGGUUCAUGAGAUCUUUGACUGUCAGGAAUGUGACAAGAAAUUUAUUUCAGCUAACCAAUUAAAGCGUCAUAUGAUAACUCACUCAGAAAAACGCCCCUACACCUGCGAGGUUUGCCAUAAGUCCUUCAAACGACUUGAUCAAGUGACUGCACACAAAAUAAUACACAGUGAAGAUAAACCCUAUAAAUGCAAGCUUUGUGGAAAGGGAUUUGCCCACAGAAAUGUUUACAAGAAUCACAAGAAGACCCAUUCUGAAGAGAGGCCAUUUCAGUGUGAGGAAUGUAAAGCAUUGUUCCGAACCCCAUUCUCUCUGCAGAGGCACCUUCUGAUACAUAACAGUGAAAGAACUUUUAAAUGUGAUCACUGUGAUGCUACAUUCAAAAGGAAGGACACACUGAAUGUUCAUAUACAAGUUGUUCAUGAUGGCCAUAAGAAAUAUAAAUGUGAUUUGUGUGACAAAGCCUUUGUGACACCCUCUGUGCUUAAGAGUCAUAAAAAAACUCAUACAGGGGAGAAGGAAAAAAUUUGCCCAUAUUGUGGGCAGAAGUUUGCAAGCAAUGGAACACUGAGAGUACAUAUUCGAAGUCAUACAGGUGAACGUCCUUACCAGUGCCCAUACUGUGACAAGGCUUUCAGCAAAAAUGAUGGAUUAAAAAUGCACAUUCGGACCCAUACAAGGGAAAAGCCUUACCAGUGUUCUGAAUGCAACAAAGCUUUCAGUCAGAAACGUGGCCUCGAUGAACACAUGAGGACCCAUACAGGAGAGAAGCCAUUCCAGUGUGAUGUUUGUGACUUGUCAUUCAGUUUGAAGAAAAUGCUGAUCCGACACAAGCUGACUCACAAUUCAAACCGCCCCAUGGCUGAAUGCCAGCUGUGCCACAAAAAGUUUACAAGAAAUGACUACCUCAAAGUGCACAUGGAAAAUGUCCAUGGAGAAACUGACAGCUAAUUUUGGCUUACACAAAAAAGAGUGCCUAGCAUUCCCUUUAAGGGUGUAUAAACUCCAGACUUCUGACCUGAUUAGUGAGUGCAAGACACACAUACACAUAAAACCUCUCAUAUGUUCAUAUAAUUGCUUUAUUGUCCAAGUUAAACAAGGUUCAAACAGAAAUAACUAAUUUAAGUGUGAAUUUAACCUUUAAUGGGAAAAAACUCACUCAAAUCUCUCAUAUUUUUGUCAUGCUUCAAUUUAUGUUCCUCUGUGUGGUGAAAUCAAUACUAAAAUUACAGUCCAAGAUGCAGUUAAAGUUGCAACAGCCAUUUUGUAAACUAACAGCAUGCAACUACAUAUCCCAAUGGGAAACGUUUUCCUCUCUGUUCUAGCUCCAUGUGCAGGAGAUUUAGAUUCUAGUUAUGCUGGAGUUUUGGUAGGGAUCCUAAUGGCUGCACCUGUAAAAUUGAUCAGUUAUUACAUGAGUGUAUUUAAAGAAUGUGUGUUUUGCUUCUUACUGGAGUGUAAGCAAUAUUGAGCUCAAUGAGAGCUACUUCAUAAAAGAAAUAAUGGGAUCGAACUACUUAUCCUGGAAGGAGUUCAAAUUAUCGUUUCAGGAUUUGGUAGGUGGGAGUACAAGGAUGGAGAUUGUAUCAUUCACAUAGUGGUUGACUGCAGCUCCCUUCAUCUCUCAUUGGUUAUACAGGCUAGGGAUGGUGGAAGUCACAGUCCAAUGACAUCAGUAGGGGUAGAUGUUUUCCACCCCUAUGGUAUUCAUGUGGAAUACAUUCUCAUGCAAAAUAACCCUGGAAAGCUUUAGUGACUUUAAAUUAGGGUUGCCAUUUGUCCUGAAAAACCUGGAAAAUCCCAUAUUGAAGGGACUAAAAAUUAUGCCAACUG